GGUAGCCUGGGUAGCUCAGUCAGUUAAGCAUCUGACUCUUGAUUUCAGAUCAGGUAAGGAUCUCACAGUUCAUGAGAUUGAGAUUGAACCUACGUCAGGCUCCAGGCACUGUGCAGUGAUAGUGUGGAACCUGUUUGGGAUUCUCUCUCCUCCUGUCUCUCUGCCCCUCCCCUGUUUGGCUCCCUCUCUCAAAAACAAAACAAAACAACAAACAAACAAACAAAAAAAACAGACAAAAUCCUUUGUCAAAUACCAUCAAGUUUUUUGUUAGGUCAAUAUCAGGUAGACAUUUUCUCAGAUUUAGUGUCUGUGGGGUAGUUAUUCACUUACUCAUUUAUUAUUAUUUUUUUUAGUUUUUUUAAUGUUUAUUUAUUUUGAGAGAGAGAGAGAGGGAGAGGGAGAGCAUGAGCAGAGGAGGGGCAGAGGGAGAGAGAGAAUCCCAAGUAGACUCUGUGCUGUCAGUGCAGAGCCUGAUGUGGGGCUUGAAUUCACAAGCCAUGAGAUCACGACCUGAGCCAAAAUCAAGAGUUGGACGUUCAACCUACUGAGCCACCCAGGUGAUCCGCAUUCAUUUAUUUUUAAGUAAGCUCUACACCCAAUGUGGGGCUCGAACUCAAAACCCCAAGAUCAAGAGUUGCAUGCUCUUCUAACUGAGCCAGCAGGUGCACCUAAAUUCUUUGUUUAAGUUGCCAUGGAAAGAACAGGCUAUAUAAAUUUAGUUGCAAGUAUAGGAAAUUAUAGGUUAAAUUGUGUCCCCCUAAAAGAUAUGUUGUAGUCCUAACCCUCAGUAUAUUAGAAUGUGACCUUAUUUGGAAAUAAGGUGGUUGCAGCUGUAAUUAGUUAUGAUCUUCAUACAGGAGUGGACCCUUAAUCCAAUAUGACUGCUAUAUCUAUGAAAAGAGACACAGACACCGGGGUGCCUGGCCGGCUCAGUUGGAAGAGCAUAUGACUCUUGAUCUCAGGGUUGUGAGUUCAAGCCCCACAUUGGAUGUAGAGAUUACUUAAAAAUAAAAUCUUAAAAAAAAAAAAAGGAAGAACAGACACAGAUACACAGGGAAAAAACAGCCAUGUAAUGAUGGAGGCAGAGAUUAGAAUCAUGCAUCUAUAAGCCAAGGAUUAUCAGCAAACUCAGAAGCUAGAAAAGGCAAGGAAGUCUUCUCCCCUACAGGUUUCAGAGGGUGUGUGACCCUACUGACACCUUGAUUUCAGACUUGGAGUGCACCAAACUGUGAAAGAAUCUAUUUUUGUUGAUUUAAGCCAUCCAAAUUUGUAGUAACCUGUUUCAGUAACCUAAAGAAAAUUACACAGAAGUGUGAGGGAAUCUCAUGUUUAUUUUACCACAGAUGAGAGAGUGAGUAGACGGGGAGUGUACUGAGUGACCUCCAAGAAUAAUUUAAGUAUUUACUACCUUGAUUACCUUUCCCUUUCAUUUCAUCUAAAUGUUUUAGGCCAUCAAAAGGGUGUUUAUCUGCCAAUUUGUCUCCCUAGGUAGUCUUAUAAAUUGUUUCACUUUAUAUUGAUCUGUUGAAAGUACAGAUUAUAGCCUAAGAAUUUGGUGUUCAGAAAAGCAAAGGUGUGGGGUGCCUGGGUUGCUCAGUUAUGCGUCCACUUGAUUUCCACUCAGGUCAUGAUCUCAGGUGCGUGGGAUCGAGCCCCUCCAGCUGUUUCUAACUUUUGGUGGAGCCCAGGAAAUCACUCAGUCUUUGAAGAUUGCUUUUUAAUUUAUAACACUUAGGCCUUGAAUAAGUAUGAUUAAUAUUCCAGUAGACGACCCUUAACAGAAUGUUUUCAAGACUAGUAUCUUCUUUGUCAACAGUCACAAUUAGAUGGAGUCCAUAUAAUUACAAUUAAUUAUAGGAAGUCAUGGAGUCUCACAAUUGGACUCCAUCUAAUUGUGAUUAGAUAGUAAGCCAAAUUAUCCCUGACCCUUGAUUCUUGUUUUCCCAGCCAGACCAAGAAAAAUGUCAAGGAUGUGCUCAAGGGCAGCAUUAUAAACAGUGUGACUUAACAGCUGGGAAAUUAUUGUCUGAGCAUUUCAGAGUGUUCUAUAGUGAAGACCUGUGUUAAAAUUCUCUUGCAUUUGGGAGGAACAGCUUGCCACAGAAUAAAUUUGACAACCCAUGCACAUGUCCUCUCCAGGGAAAUGUUUCAUCAUGAUGUGAAAAGAGUUUGCCACCAAAAUGGAAAGCCACGUAUUCUGCAGGAGCAGUAGACAUCUCUUCGCUUGAUGUCGUCUAACAAGUUGCCUGGAUCAUCUGGAUCAAAUAUGAUCUAUUAUCUGGUUGUAGGUGUCACAGUCAGUGCUGGUGGAUAUUAUACUUACAAGACAGUCACAUCAGAGCAAGCCAAACACACGGAACAUGUAACAAAUUUGAAAGAAAAAACCAGAGCAGAGUUACAUCCACUCCAAGGUGAAAAAGAGAACCGUGUGGAAGCUGAGAGAGCAAGUUCAGAAGUCCCUGAAGCGUCUUUAGUGGAAGUACAGGAGGCAGAUGCAGAAGAUGCCCCGGAUGCUACAGGUGCAGCCACGAGAGAGGCUUCAGCCCGACCAGGUGAUUUGGAGGACGCUCUGGUGGAGACAGACACGGUCAGUGCUGAAGCUGGGGCAGAGGUUACAAAUGCAGCACCCAGCACAGUGGCAGAAAUCAGCACUGAAAUGCCCUCAGAGGUUCAGAAUGCAGCUUUGGAUGAAGCUGUUGCCAUCAGUAAUGAUAAAGGGACAACAGAGAAGGAACGCUCUGGUGAAACUGCUGAACUGGAAGAAGAGAGUCCUCCAGCUGAGUCAGAAUCCUCCGCUGGGGAUGAUUUACAGGAGGAAGCCAGUGUUGGUUCUGAGGCAGCCUCUGCUCAAGGCUGAUCUCAUGCUGAGUGACACCUCAGUGAAAAAGGCCAUAGAGUAUCUGAUAGGUGCUUUUGUAGUUUCAGUAAUCUUAGUUUUAAAAUAGGCUUCUUUUCUAGAAACCUUUAAUGUGCCUUGAAGAUUUUUGGCAUCUACUGAUAGAUUUCAGGAUUGAGAGAUUUGAGGCUUUACAUGUCUGAAUAGUUUCCUGCUCUCUGAGUUCAGAACAUGACAUUGCAGUAAACAGCUUAAAGAGUUCCAUCUCUGAAUUUAAGUUUUACAUCAUAGCAUUGAGCUACCUGCAUUCACUUUAAUUUUGCUAGACCUGUACCUUAUUUUAAUGUUUGUGAUUCUAGAUUCUUGAGUUUUGAUUUGAACUCAUUUAAAUAAAAUUGGAAAAUCUUCA
Acinonyx jubatus (cheetah) is the source of this 3245-nucleotide messenger RNA. It is a transcript of the gene MGARP, whose product is annotated as mitochondria localized glutamic acid rich protein. Bases 2228 to 2857 code for a protein of 209 amino acids. Gene Ontology annotation, biological process: anterograde axonal transport. The transcript has 4 exons. The record is from RefSeq and is a predicted model, not a curated record. Lineage: Eukaryota; Metazoa; Chordata; Mammalia; Carnivora; Felidae. Gene Ontology annotation, cellular component: mitochondrial outer membrane; mitochondrion.